Aphanomyces astaci is the source of this 708-nucleotide messenger RNA. RefSeq lists its product as hypothetical. NCBI's taxonomy places the organism in Eukaryota, Oomycota, Saprolegniomycetes, Saprolegniales, Verrucalvaceae. Bases 13 to 543 code for a protein of 176 amino acids. The record is from RefSeq and is a predicted model, not a curated record. The transcript has a single exon. Gene Ontology annotation, molecular function: protein N-terminal-serine acetyltransferase activity; protein-N-terminal-alanine acetyltransferase activity. Gene Ontology annotation, cellular component: cytoplasm.
GCAGGAUUUGUCAUGGGCUUUCACACGGUACCACAGUCCGCUCGCUUGGUGUAUUCGCCGCCAUUGGAGCGCUUGGACAGCGACGUGUAUGCCAUAUACUCAGAGGACGCCACGAUGCAGUUCGUUCCCUUCCUAUGCCGGAUGCCUGCCAACGACUGGAAGGAGCGGCGCCAGACUCAUCGAGCCAUGUACCACACCACUGGCACAGGGGCCUUUUUUGAUGUCGUCGAGGCAGAGUCAGGAGACGUCAUCGGGACCAGCGGUUUUCGAGUGGUGGAUGUUGCUGCCGGGAGUGGCGAGUGGGGAGUUGUGAUCUCGUCCAAGUAUCAACGACGAGGGUACUGCAAGGAAAUCCAUGAUGCUUGCAUGGCAUGGGCGUUGAGCCAAGGCGUCGUCACGGCCACUGCAAGAACUUGGAGCUCGAAUGCACGAAUGGUGACACUCCUUGAACAGUAUGGGUACCGAUUCGUGGAAACCGUUGAAAACGACACUGGCACUUGGCGAGCGUACGAACUCCACCUGCCCGUCACGUUGAAGGGUUAAUUUCCCAUCGUUGAGUUUGUGCUAAAUUGCACUUGAACUUUCCACGCGCCGUCGUCCUUGGUGGACAAUUUCGACACGAUAUGCGAUAUAGUGGGCUCUGGAGUAGUAUGUCGUGGACAGUGGCUAGGUUGGCUGCAUUUGGAUGACUCAAACCGUACUGCAUCA